CCCUCAUAUGAUUCCUAUUAUGGCGGAGGCGGGACAGCACCAGAAUGCUGCCUUCCCUUCAUUACAAGCACACGUUUGGGGUCAGAAUCACAGUCUAUGGUCAGAAUCUCUACUUAACUUUUAGCCAACUGAAGAUAAUUUGAGAAAAGUGGAUUUACAUCAGUCGGUUUGAAUCCAAAAUGCGUAGGCUAUGAAGCGGCCGGUCAAAUAGGUGGGUGUGUCCUGGUAGAUGUAAUUUUCAGAACUUUAUCUCCUUUUCGCGUUGACGAACUUUCCAAAAGGGUGUAAACGCAACAAACCAUCGGUUUCAUUAGGAGAGGAUGGGUUUCAAACAGAGACUAGUGCUAGUCUCAUCUCACGAAUGAGGAAUGACCUAGCCUACGGUGAAAAUAUUGCGCUGCUCUACAAGGAAAGUGGUCUACUCUCGAGUCAGCUUCUCACCUCCGUCUAUAACGAUGUUUGCUAAGGUAACACGUCACCUGGUCAGUGAGACAGACCCUGAUGGCUCUCUGCUGGCCGUCACUCGUCUCACAGACUCGGACAAGCUGCAGCCACUGGGUGUGGUCUUGAAAAGUCAGAAGAAAUGGCCAUGGCAAAGACCCAAAUACAGGCCCACCGACUUCACCCUCACACAAAUCACACAAGGGAGAAAAACUCUUCGGCCAGUGUUGGUAAAGUCAGACUUCUUGGACUAUGAGAGCACGUAUGCUGGAGACCAUGGAGGCUCUCUGAGUGCUGAAGCUGGAGGGGUCCGUGUUAAGGCAGAGGGACAGGGAUCUUCAAAGCUUCACUCAUCACUAGGCAAACUCCACAAAGAGAUGGUUAAUAUCAACAAACUAAUGAAUGACUCCAAGGACAGGUUGGUGGACUUGCAGCAUCCUCUUGUGCAGCAGUCAUUGUGUAAGAGGAAGGUGAUAACUGUCCUGAAAGAGCGCAUCUUCACCUCAAACUCCUGUUCUGUCAGGUACCAUGGACUUGGAGCUGGAAGCUGUGGAGCUUUGUUGGCUAUACUGAAGACGGUCCCCCUGAAGUGUGGCGGUUUGAUGGUGAGUGUGAAUGAGGAUUCCACUCUGCAGAUGGACAGUGAUGUUUCCAUGGAGAUUCCUUCGCAGACAGUCCUGGCCUAUAGUGUCAUUGAGCUCAGAAUCAAGAGGAGCGGCCAAUAUGAGCUUUGUUUACAGGCUGAUGUUGAGGGCGGGUUUGACUGGAAUGUUAGGAAGACCGAGGAUGGCAGUAGUCUGUGUGAGGUGGAUGGCCCCUUGGAGGAGACAGAAGAGUUUCUUAGCAUACAGAACACAUUUGCAGAGCUAGCAAAUCUAAAAGAAGACCUGGGCAUGCUGUCUGAUUUGGACGCCGUGACUCGCUCCUCCCUCUUCUCCCUUUUGGGUCCCUCUAUCCUGGACAAAGACUUCCUGAGUGUACUGGAGGAUUGGUUAGAUGCCAGGUGUUCAGGUGAGGUUGCUGACAUAUCACAGUGCCAGGACCAGAGGGUCCAGGCCAUCUUUUAUCUGCUAUGGCCUAUAGCCAAUCAGGAUACAGCUCAUCACAGACUGUCAAGUCGCAAUGGCAAACAUGCAACUCUACCAAACGAAGAGACUGGAUCCAGUUCUCCCUCGGCCAAUCAGUCCUCGGCAGCCACGGAGAAACAAGUUGACGGACUGCUCGUAGGCCACGCACUGCAUUUGCUGGUCAGCGCUUUACUGGAGCUGACAAUCGACUGCUUGGAUCUGAUAAAGUCUUGCUGCUCUGCCGGCUUGCUGCCAUCUGUCAGCCAACUAACGGAGGAUCUGAUGAAGUCUCAGCCCUUCCCUCUGGAUGCCGUGCCCCCACUCCUGCAGUGUGAGGAGGCCUUCCGUAGCGUGGAAUCCCUCUUUCUCUCGGCCCAUCUUCAGCUGGUCAGGCAGACGGACAAGCUGCUGGUGGAGUCCAAGGAAGCCACUGGGUUCCAGCCUCUAACCCUGUGCAUUGCUCUACAAGGCCUGGCUAGUCUGAUGUCUGAGUAGGAGAAGGAGAAGCACUCCUGUGUAUGUGCCUGGGAAAAUUACUUCAUAUAAGACCAUAGGGAAAUUGUAUCUCCCUUAUCCUCCUUUUUAAUGGAAUUAUUACAAGUAUGGUAUCAGAUCAUUUAUAAGUGAAAUAUAGCCAAAUGCAAUACAUUUAUACAGAGUUUAUAUGCAUGUACUGCUGCAUACAACAGGACUGUGGCUUUAAUAAUGUAUUUAAUGUUUACACCAUGCAAACAAUAUAGUCUACAGUUCAAGAAGGUUAUACAACAAUUUUUUUUAUUCUUUAAGUUGAUUUCAGAUUUUACAAGUCUGCCUGCAUGUUUUUAUAAUCAACAGCAUGGAUGUCUGAACAUUUUCCAUCGACUUGUUUGACUCUUGACAGAGUUUGUUGUCUUUUUAUACUCAAGUUCAUGUUUACAUCAUGUUUGAUAAGACAAUAAUAAUAUGAAGGAAGGAAAAUAUAUAUACAUAUAUAAAAUAUGAAAAGAGUUAAUAUAUUAAUAAAGAAGCAUAUGCAUUCAAUA
Molecule: messenger RNA, 2530 nt
Organism: Alosa alosa (allis shad)
Lineage: Eukaryota; Metazoa; Chordata; Actinopteri; Clupeiformes; Clupeidae
Gene: gsdmea
Product: gasdermin Ea
Biological process (GO): programmed cell death
Cellular component (GO): cytoplasm
Source: RefSeq, a predicted model, not a curated record